Hippocampus zosterae (dwarf seahorse) is the source of this 2130-nucleotide messenger RNA. RefSeq names its product protein L-Myc-1b-like. Gene Ontology annotation, biological process: regulation of transcription by RNA polymerase II. Gene Ontology annotation, molecular function: protein dimerization activity; DNA-binding transcription factor activity, RNA polymerase II-specific; RNA polymerase II cis-regulatory region sequence-specific DNA binding. The transcript has 3 exons. The coding region runs from base 315 to 1409 and encodes 364 amino acids. The record is from RefSeq and is a predicted model, not a curated record. NCBI's taxonomy places the organism in Eukaryota, Metazoa, Chordata, Actinopteri, Syngnathiformes, Syngnathidae.
AUCUCGGCGGAGAUGUUCUGCGGCAGACAUUUACGAGGCCCCUCCCUAAACUUUUGUGGUUAUAACAGGAUUUCGACUGGCGCGAAAAACGCACUACGCGGCUUUCAAUACACGUCACGCGGCAGAAUCGCAGCCGGGCAUCGACUACUUAAACGACGACUAAAAUAAAGCGAACGAAACAUAACAAGAAACAACUCGACGGAGGCAGGUUCUGGUUUGAAGGCUCUAUCAGUGGAUUUGUCUUUGGCCUGAAUUUUCCGAGCCGGUUCAAAAGGACUAAAACCAAAUCAGGACUUUAUUUCCCCAGCGUAACAAUGGAGUUUGACUGUUACCAGCACUAUUUUUUGGAUGACUUUGACACCGAAGAGGAUUUCUACAAUUCAACCGCACCAAGCGAGGACAUUUGGAAAAAGUUCGAGCUGCUGCCCACCCCUCCCCUGUCGCCCAUCCGGACUUUGCAGAACGGGGACGACAAACUCGGCUGGUUGUCCAAAGUGCUGGCUCAGGACGACGAAUGUGAGGGUCAGGGGCUUUUCCGCAACCUCAGUUCCAUCAUCAUCCAGGACUGCAUGUGGAGUAGUUUCUCAGCCAGCAAGCAGCUGGAGAAGGCGGUCCACGGCAGGGAAUCGGAUCCGCCACAGCCUCCCGGAGCUCCCCCGGGCCCACAAAGCCCCGCGAGGGCGAGCAAAGCUCACUGCGUCUCGCCGAGCGCUCACCUGGCCACGUCGUUGGCGGACUGUGUCGACCCCGCUGCUGUUCUCACAUACCCGGCAAGCAGCUGCAGGAAGACGGCGUCGUCUGGCUCCGAGUCUCGGACCGACUCUUCCGAUGAUGAAGAGGAAAUUGACGUUGUCACCGUGGAGAGCAAGCAUAACCAGGCCCGAGUGGCGAGUGUCCGCAAGCCAGUGACCCUCACUGUGCGUGCGGACCCCUGCCCCAAACACUUCCACGCCUCGGUUCACCGCCAGCAGCACAACUACGCUGCCCGCUUCCCCGACACUGAGCCUGACGAGGAAGAUGAUGAAGAGGAAGAGGAGGAGGAGGAGGAAGAAGGAGAGGGCGACGAAGAGGAGCUCCAAAGCAAACGUGCACACCUGGCAUCCAGUCGCCCGACCUCGCCCUCGGGAAGCUCCUUGAACUCUGAUGCGGAGGACACGGAUCGCAGAAAGAACCACAACUACCUGGAGAGGAAGAGGAGGAACGACCUCAGGUCCAGGUUCUUGGCCCUCCGAGAUCAGAUCCCAGGUCUGGAAUCCACCAAGACCCCCAAGGUUGCCAUCCUGACCCACGCCGCAGAAUACCUCAAGGAGAUGCACUCCAAGGAGAAGCGACAGCUCCAGGAGCGCAAACGGCUCAAGACCCAGCAGCUGCAUCUCCUGCGCAGAUUAGCUGCACUGAAGCGUUUUUGAACCUCCAAAUAGGAACUUUUGUCACUUUUGCAAAGCCACAAUUUUUAUAUGACGACUUGCCUCCUGUUAAUCGCCCGCAGUUACGUUUGGAAUAUGUUCAUUUUGUUGAGCAAUUGUUGCCCUGAGCCUGUUUUUGACAGUAGGCUUGUCAUAACUCAAGGUGUGGGGUUUAUUUCCUGUUUUGCACAGUUAUGCAGUGAGGAUAAUGCAAAAGAUGUUUGUAGUUGGACAGGAGCUAUUUUCCGGGAUGUUGUGAUGGGAGUUGAGGAACUCCAAUGUGGUGUGAUGCAUCCUUCAGAAUAUGUGUGGAAUUGAGCUGAGAUGACUUCAUUCCAUCAUUGCACAUUUAGAAUGGAGUGAAGUGCCGUGUCGUACGGUGCAAUUGUGCGAGCUGGUUUGUUUGUUUAUGUGCGCCUGUUCAUAUUUCUCUGUAAAUAAUAGCUUGUUGCUCCCGGUUGGAGGAGCGUAACAAAAUCAUCUGUUGUUGCUCAGCUUUACUUUUCUGUUUGAUUGCCCACUCGGCAUAGAGGAGCCUCUAUUUUGUUUAAGAAAAUGUGGAGUAAAAAAUGCAACAAAAAAGUUUGAUAAGUCGCACUGCUGUACUUUACACUCACACGUCACUUUGUAAAUGCAAUGCAUCUGUUGAUUUUUUUUUUGGUUCAUUUUAAAGCAUGCUCAUUCAACGGCAACAUUAAAUUUUGAUACGUUAUUUGCAACCAAA